AUGUCUAAGAUUUUGACUGUUUUUGGCGCCACCGGCAACCAGGGUGGCUCUGUCAUCAGGGCCGUUCUCGCCGACCCCGUCAUCUCCAAGGAGUUCACUGUUCGCGGCAUCACCCGAGACGCCUCUAAGCUGCUGCCAAGGACUUGGCCGCUCAAGGCCGACCUAUCAUCUGCCGACUCGGUCGCGGCUGCUAUCGCCGGCUCUCACACAGUCUUCCUUGUUACCUCACCCGAUUUCUUCAACCCUAGCGCCAGCCCAGAGCUCGCUCAGGGCAAGAUCGUAGCCGACGCUGCCGCCGACGCCAAGGUCGACCACCUCAUCUACUCCUCGCUCCUCCACGUUACUGCAGAGACCAAGGGCCGCCUCACCCAUGUCGUUCACUUUGACCAAAAGGCAGAGGUAGAGGCUUACAUUCGCGCAAAGUCUAUUCCUAGUUCCUUCAUCCUGCCUGGCUACUUUAUGUCGAACUAUACCGUCUCGCAGAUGCUCCGAAAGGGCGAAGACGGUACCUACACCCUUGCCUACCCUGUCUCUGCCGAAGCCCGCUUCCCGCUCAUCGACGCUGAAGCCGAUACCGGGAAAUACGUUGCUGCCGUCCUGCGCAACCCUACUCGCCACCUGGGCAAGCAGAUUUUGGCUUCGACGGGAUAUUAUACGCCUACACGUCUCCUUGCUGAAUUUGAGGAAGCGACAGGCAAGAAGGCAGCCUUCGUCCAGCUCGACGCUGACACGUACAAGAGCUUCCUUCCCUCGCCCAUGGCGAAGGAGCUCCUUGAGAACCACCUCUUUGUUGAAGACCCCGGGUACUUCAAAGGCCAGCCGCUAGAGGCGAGCGAGGAGCUGCUGGCUGAGAUUGGGCUCAAGUCGACGUCGUGGAAGGAGUUCGUUAAGAAGAACAAGAGCGCUUUCACUUGA
Verticillium dahliae VdLs.17 is the source of this 915-nucleotide messenger RNA. RefSeq lists its product as uncharacterized. The coding region runs from base 1 to 915 and encodes 304 amino acids. The record is from RefSeq and is a predicted model, not a curated record. NCBI's taxonomy places the organism in Eukaryota, Fungi, Ascomycota, Sordariomycetes, Glomerellales, Plectosphaerellaceae. The transcript has 2 exons.